Molecule: messenger RNA, 3430 nt
Organism: Aspergillus ibericus CBS 121593
Lineage: Eukaryota; Fungi; Ascomycota; Eurotiomycetes; Eurotiales; Aspergillaceae
Product: Hsp70 family protein
Exons: 3
Coding region: 295-3291 (998 amino acids)
Biological process (GO): cellular response to hypoxia; endoplasmic reticulum unfolded protein response; negative regulation of hypoxia-induced intrinsic apoptotic signaling pathway
Cellular component (GO): endoplasmic reticulum chaperone complex
Molecular function (GO): ATP binding; ATP-dependent protein folding chaperone
Source: RefSeq, a predicted model, not a curated record
GUGCUACUUACUGCUGCUGCUCGCGCUUACUGCCAGGUGGCCAGUAAUUCCGAGUGUGGUUGUCGCCUAGAUGGCUCCCUUGUCUUAAAGCCCGCUUCACGACAGACGACAACGACUACGCAGCCCGCCUCCGGACCCUGAUCUAAUCCCAAUUGAUGUACAGAUCGCUUUCUUCACCAAUUACAUUUUGAAGAAUAUCAAAGAAUAUCCUAGACAAGGAAGACAGUAUUGUUAGAGAUUCUAUGGGCGAGAUUUGUUUCUUGAACCCAACAAAGUAUUAGACCAACAUAGACCAUGGCUCCUAGCGGCCAACGCCGGACAUAUGGCUCGCUCACCUCCUCUCCUGUCCUCUCUUUCCUGAUCCUACCCUUCCUCGUUUUCUUCCUGAGCUUCCCAGCCCCAGCGGCGGCUGCGGGUUCCGCAGUCCUCGGUAUCGAUGUCGGCACCGAAUAUCUGAAAGCUACGCUCGUCAAACCCGGUAUCCCUCUCGAAAUCGUCCUCACCAAAGAUUCGAAGCGUAAGGAGUCCGCUGCCGUUGCGUUUAAGCCUACCCGCGAAGCCGAUGCUCUGUUCCCCGAAAGAUUUUACGGCGGCGACGCCCUGGCGCUGGCCGCACGGUAUCCCGAUGAUGUAUAUUCGAACCUCAAGUCCUUGCUCGGGGUUCCUUUCGAUGGGGACAAUGAGAUGAUCAAAACCUUCCAGAACCGCUAUCCCGCAUUGCGGCUGGAAGAAGCUCCCGGAGAUCGUGGCACGGUUGGACUGCGGAGCAACAGACUCGGAGAGGCCGAAAAGAAGGACGCUUUCCUGGUCGAAGAAAUUCUGGCCAUGCAGUUGAAGCAGAUCAAAGCCAAUGCCGAUAGUCUGGCUGGAAAGGGAUCCGACAUUACGGAUGCGGUGAUCACCUACCCGUCAUUCUACACUGCCGCGGAGAAGAGGAGUCUAGAACUGGCCGCGGAACUGGCAGGCUUGAACGUUGAUGCCUUUAUCAGCGAUAACCUUGCCGUCGGAUUGAACUACGCAACCAGCCGCACUUUCCCUAGUGUUUCGGACGGACAGAAGCCUGAGUACCACAUCAUCUACGAUAUGGGCGCCGGUUCUACUACUGCCAGUGUGAUUCGCUUCCAAAGCCGUGCCGUGAAAGACGUGGGACGGUUUAACAAGACCGUCCAAGAGGUUCAGGUCUUGGGAACUGGCUGGGACAAGACCCUUGGAGGAGAUGCGCUGAACGAUUUGAUCGUCCAGGAUAUGAUCGCGACCCUGGUGGAGGACAAGAAGCUUAAGGAUCGUGUCGGACCGGCUGAUAUUCAGGCCCACGGAAAGACUAUGGCAAGACUUUGGAAGGAUGCGGAGAAGGCGCGCCAAGUGCUCAGUGCCAACACUGAGACCGGCGCCGCGUUCGAGAGCCUUUACGAGGAAGACCUUACCUUCAAGUACCGUGUGACCCGUGCCAAAUUCGAAGAACUUGCGGAGCAGCAUAUUGCCCGUGUCGGAAAGCCUUUGGAGCAAGCUUUGGAGGCUGCUGGAUUGCAGCUGAGCGACAUUGACUCCGUUAUUCUCCACGGUGGCGCCAUUCGCACGCCUUUCGUGCAGAAGGAGCUGGAGAGGGUAUGCGGAUCUGCGAACAAGAUUCGGACCAGUGUCAAUGCGGAUGAAGCUGCAGUAUUUGGCGCUGCUUUCAAAGGAGCCGCUCUCAGUCCCAGCUUCCGUGUCAAGGACAUUCGCGCAAGCGAUGCCUCUGGAUAUGCCGUCUUGCUGAAGUGGACCUCUGAUUCUAAGGAGAGACAGCAGAAGCUUUUCACCCCGACUUCCCAAGUCGGUCCUGAGAAGCAGGUUACUGUCAAGAACCUGGAUGACUUCGAGUUCAGCUUCUACCACCAAAUUCCCGUCGACGGAGGUGUCGUCGAAUCGCCGAUUCUGGGGGUGAAGACGCAGAACCUCACUGCGUCUGUCGCCAAGCUCCAGGAAGACUUUGGUUGCUCAGCUGCCAACAUCACCACCAAAUUUGCCAUCCGUCUGAGUCCCGUCGAUGGUCUUCCCGAAGUUGCUAGCGGUUCCGUCAGCUGCGAAGUUGAGUCUGCCAAGAAGGGAAGUGUUGUCGAGGAUGUCAAGGGAUUUUUUGGCUUGGGCAAGAAGGACGAACAGGCGCCUCUCGGAGAGGAAGGCGAACCGAGCGAGUCCAUCACUCUGGAGCCGGAGGAGCCUCAGGCUGCUACGACUUCUUCGGCGGAUGAUGCUUCCGCCACCGCAUCUGCCAAGGAAAGCAAGAAGAACACCCCUCAGACCAAGCUGGAGUCGAUUUCCAUCAGCUUCACCUCAUCUCCCUUGGGUAUUCCUGCCCCUACCGCCGCUGAACUCGCCCGCAUUCAGGACCGCCUGGCUGCCUUCGAUGCCUCGGACUACGACCGUAUUCUACGCGAGGAGGCCCUGAAUGAAUUGGAAUCUUUCAUCUACCGCAGCCGGGACCUGGUGGACGAUGAGGAAUUCGCCAAGGUGGUGAAGCCCGAGCAGCUGACCACGCUGCAGGAGAGAGCCUCUGCUGCCAGUGACUGGUUGUACGGCGACGGAGCUGACGCAAAGACCGCCGAGUUCCGGGAGAAGCUGAAGUCUCUGAAGGAAAUCGUCAACCCCGCCCUCAAGAGGAAGAAGGAGAACGCGGAGCGCCCCGCCCACGUCGACCUGUUGCAGCGAGUGCUGAAGAACGCCGAGUCUGUCCUUGAUGUCAUGAAGCAGCAGAUCCAGCAGGACGAGGAUCUUUACUCCAGCAUCGCGGCAUCCAGCUCAACUUCCACCACCGAGCCCGAGACCUCGACUUCCUCUACCGAAUCUCCCUCCGCCGAUCCCUCCGUCGACCUAGACGAAGACCCCUACGCAACCUCCUCUACCACCACCCAGACCGCCUCCGCCACCACCACCCCCAAGCCCAGCGGACCGAAAUACUCCAUCUUCCAACCCCACGACCUGAGCAGCCUCUCCAAGACCUACGAAUCCACCAACACCUGGUUCGAAACCCAGCUCGCCCUCCAAGAGCAGCUCACCGAAACUGACGACCCGGCCCUCACCGUCGCGGAGCUCGACACCCGCCUCAAGGAGCUCGAGCGCAUCCUGAACCGCAUCUACGACAAGAUGGGCGCCGCGGCAGCCAAAUCCGGAAAGGACCAGACCAAGAAGACCAAGGACAGCAAGUCGUCCAAGGAAACCAAGAAGGACAAGGAGAACGACAAGAAGACCAAGGAGAGCGACAAGAAGAUUAAGGAAGAAGAAAAGAAAGCCAACGUCAAGGACGAGUUGUAAUCACAUCACAUACAUAUCGGUCUUUCUUUCAUGGAGCCUUAAAACAAAAAGAGAAAAGGUGGGGAGUUCGGAUUGAGCGUUACCUGUUCCUUUAUUUGUAUUUUUUUUUUUUUUUUUGCCCCUCUUGUUUUUCUGUUUG